Molecule: messenger RNA, 2649 nt
Organism: Eimeria tenella
Lineage: Eukaryota; Apicomplexa; Conoidasida; Eucoccidiorida; Eimeriidae
Exons: 7
Coding region: 1-2649 (882 amino acids)
Source: RefSeq, a predicted model, not a curated record
AUGGAGGGAGGGGCCGGCGGGGGGGGCGUGCAGGUGCCGGGCGCAGCAGCAGCAGCAGCAGCAGCAGCAGCAGCAGCAGCGCAGCAGCGGCUGCUGCAGUUCAGCCCGCUGGCGGCGAGCCGCGUGGCGCUGGGCCUGGAGCGCUCGCUGUGCGUGGGGCUGCGGGGGCAGCAGCCGCAGCUGUUCGUGUGGGGCAGCAACGGAGACAACGCGCUGGGGCUGGGGAUCGGGAUCGGGGAGCGGGUUUUUCCCGGGAUCGUCUCCUUUUUCGCGAAGCAGCCCGUCUUUGCUGUUGCUGCUGGCCUCAGCCACUCCCUAGUCCUCGUCAAGAGGCCCUCCGACUCCGGCGGAAAGCUCUACAGCGUCGGCCUCGGCACCCACGGCCGCCUGGGCUACCCCAAGAGGGGCCCCGCCGCCGCUGCUGCUGCACCGCAGCAGCAGCAGCAGCAGCAGCAGCAGCAGCAGCAGCAGCAGGAGGAGGAGGAGAGCUGGUUCGCCGCGCAGUUCCACCGCGUGCGCUUCCCCGACCGAUCCCGGAUCGCCCUGGUGAGCUGUGGGGCCGCGCACAGCCUCGCUGUCUCCGACGCGGGGGCCCUCUUCAGUUGGGGACAGAACUGCCAGGGGGCCCUCGGGCUCGGAGACACUGCGCCGCGGCAGACGCCCCACCGGGUGUACGUACACCCCGCCGCCUUCGUCACCCACGCGGCCGCCGGCGCCAAACACAGUCUCUGCUGUCUCCACGACGGCUCUUGCUGGGCCUGGGGCGCCGGAGCAAGCGGGCGUCUGGGCCUGGGCCACACGCGGGGCGCGCUGCUGCCCGCGCUGCUGCAGCAGCUGCAGCAGCAGCAAAUUGUUUUUGUUGCUGCUGGCGAAAGCCACAGUGCUGCAGUGGACCGGCGCGGGUGUACGUACACCUGGGGAGGGGGGGCCUUCUUCCGACUCGGACACGGAGACGAAAAUGACUGCCCCACUCCCCGACUUCUCGAAACCCUAGGAGGCAUUCCCAUCAUCCAAGGUUUGGGGUUUGGGGGAGGGCAUAGGGGGAAAGGGAAGGCUCGGUUGGGACUGCCCCACUCCCGGACUUCUCGAAAUCGUAGGAGGCAUUCCCAUCAUCCAAAACUUUUGCAAAUUGUCCUCGCGGAGUUCCUUGAGGACCGCCGCCUCAUAAAGGCAGCAGACGCAGUUUAUAGAAACGCCUUAACGGCGGCUUUGCUGGGGGGCCCCCCUGAGGGGCCGCUGGGGGCCCCCCUGGGGGCCCCCUUGGGGGCCCCUCUGGAGGCUCUAGGCUCUCGCCAGUCCCCCCUGCUCCUAAUCAAGUACCUUGACUUCAUCAGGAGGUCCUACUCCGAAGCCACCUGCUGCUUCUCCCCCAACAAAGCUGCAGCAGAUCUGGACCCCGCGGAAGUCGCAGCAGCAAAAUUCAAAAUCAGAAAAAGGCAGUUCAUGGGAGGAGGUGAGCUCAUACGCAGCAACAGCAGCAGCAGCAGCAGCAGCAGCAGAGGUUGCUGCAGCUCAUUUUAUUCUUUUUUCACAGAUUCUCUUCAAGACAUUUACGAAAUGUACGCGGCCAGCGGCAUGGCCCCCCGGACUUCGAUGUUGGAGUUAGUGGGGGGCCCCGAGGAGCUGGAGGGCCCCCGUCAGUUCUUAGCUAAGGGGGGCCCCUCUGGGGGCCCCCCGGGGGCCCCCCUGGGGGCCCCCCUGGGGGGCCCCCUGGGCAAAGAAGAAGAAGAUGAACUCGAAGAAGAAGAGGGGCCCCCCGGAGGCAAAACUGCAAGAACUGCUGUACCCUGGGGCCUCAUUGCGAGGCCUGACACUGACAGCAUGGUUGCUUUUCAUCCCGAGUUGUCUUUGUUUUAUCAGCAGCAAGAAGGUGCAGCAGCAGCAGCAGCAGCAGCAGCAGGAGACGCAGCAGCAGCAAGACAAGUCCCCAUGUUCGCCCCCCCCAAACUGCUCUGCGAUUUGCUCGCGCUGCUGCCCAAGGCAAACGGCAAGCUCACCGCGGACCCCGACAUGGUCGAUUAUUUACUUUCUUUUCUCCAGUCUUGCCGGCUGCCGCCGCUGCCUCCUGUGGAGCACCGGCCCAUAGUGAUAAAGGACCUUUUGGCGCUGAGACAUUCCCAGCUGAACUCGCUCCAAGUGAACAAACAAAAGGAGGCUGGGGGAGAGGAGUCCGAGGGUGGGGGCAGCAGCUCGGACUUGGAGCGAGACGAGAUGUCGGACAGUUUGUCCGCAGAGGAGCCGCAGCGGGGCUCUUCAGCAGCAGCAGCAGCAGCAGCAGCAGCAAGCCAGCUGGCGGACUUCUCGCGGCAGGCGCUGGGGGCCUCGGGGCUGCAGCUGCCCCCCGCAGUCUACGGGGGCCCCCACUUGGUGCUGCCAGCAGCAGAGAACCUGCUGCACUCGCGGCGGCUGCUGGCGCCGGCCGUGCUUCCGGGUGUACGUACACUGUGGGCCGGUAUGAACCUGCUGCCGGGGCCCUACGCCCACGUGGGGGCCCCACAGCUGCACCCCGCAGUGCCGCUUCCUUACGGAGUUUCUGUUGCUGCUGCCAGGCCCAUGCAGGGCAUGCCUUUGGGGGGCCAGCCGCUGCACCUCUGGCGGGUCCCAGACGCUGCGGGCCGCGCCUUCGCCCCCAAGAAGAAGACCAGGUGA